CUGACCUUCACUUCUUCCUAAUCAACCCUUCUCUCUCCUUUUCUUCUUCAAGAAUCCAAAAAACAAAUGGGCUCAGAGACUUUCCUGGAAGUGAUUCUAGCGAUUCUUCUCCCUCCCGUCGGCGUUUUCCUCCGAUAUGGUUGUGGGGUAGAGUUCUGGAUAUGUUUGCUGUUGACUGUGUUGGGUUACAUCCCUGGGAUCAUUUAUGCUAUCUACGUUCUUGUGGUAUGAUCACCAAAUGAAUUAUCUUCGUGUACAGUUUUCAUAUGAGUUAGCCUUUGCGGUUUCUCAUCACUCUUGUAAUAAAACCUCUUGCCUUCUCCCUAAAUAAUAAAUUCUAUUGUUUUCCUUCUCUCUCUU
Messenger RNA from Brassica napus (rape), 360 nucleotides. Its product is annotated as salt stress-induced hydrophobic peptide ESI3. Bases 67 to 231 code for a protein of 54 amino acids. The transcript has 2 exons. Lineage: Eukaryota; Viridiplantae; Streptophyta; Magnoliopsida; Brassicales; Brassicaceae. Gene Ontology annotation, cellular component: membrane. The record is from RefSeq and is a predicted model, not a curated record.